This is a messenger RNA of Mycotypha africana, 1614 nucleotides long. RefSeq lists its product as uncharacterized. The transcript is spliced from 4 exons. NCBI's taxonomy places the organism in Eukaryota, Fungi, Mucoromycota, Mucoromycetes, Mucorales, Mycotyphaceae. The record is from RefSeq and is a predicted model, not a curated record. Gene Ontology annotation, molecular function: protein heterodimerization activity. The coding region runs from base 1 to 1614 and encodes 537 amino acids.
AUGAGCGAUGUCAAAGAUGAAAUAGAGAAAAAGAUGAAUGAGGGAAGAAUUGUCCAACAAUUAUUAGAUGAGGCAGAAACCACACUCGAAAGAUUACCAUUCGAAAGUCCAAGUCGAUUAUUUAGAAUAUUAGCCAAAGCUCCCCUACCGCCUUCACAAUUUGAACGAGACUGGAAGGAACAGAAACGAAAACGGAAAGAGCAAGAACGAGAGGGACUUCAGCCCGUCCAUGAUAUACCCACAGCAUUAGUGUCAAGCACAAACGUCAACGCUGAGACGAGUACCUCUUAUACCCAUGUACACAAAACAUCCACCAUGACGAAUUCUGUCGUCGAACCCAAAUCAAAACGGCCACGAUUCACUAACGAGCAGAUGGAACGAGCACUAGCGAGAGAACCCAUUAGGGUCAAUUUCUUUCCUCGAUAUGAACGUAAAAGCAAAUAUGAUCUAGACGAUACCCUGUCACAAAUUAGUUACCAUUCGACGAAAAGUUAUCGUCGAUUUGAUGAUGAUUUUUACAGUACAUCAAGUGCCUCCCUUCCUUCAAUAAAAAGUCGAAAAAGCAACCUCCAUGCACAGCAGAAAGAAAAGCAAGAGCCAGUACAGCAAAAGAAAGAAAAAGAACCUCCGCGUGAGGUUGCAGUUGAAAAAAAAGUGGAGAAUUUGGAUGAUGAUGAUGCUCUAUCCUUGAAUACCCAACAGAUGCUUUUAGAAGAGGAUCUACACAGCCCUCUUAUUGAGCGUCCAAUAGAUGAACCGUUGAUACAGCAACAGCCAACAGUAGUAGUGGAAGAAGAAGAAGAAGAAGAAGACAAGGCAGCCAAGAUGAAAGUGCAAGAAGAGCAAGGGAAAGAUGAGACGGAAGAACCCUCGAUGGAUGCUUCCAAUGACAAUGAUUACUUUGAUGGAGGAGCCGAUUUCGAUUUGUUGUCGCCGCCCAGUUCAGCCUUACGUUCACCACUACCGAAUCAACCGUCCUUAACAGCCUCUGAUUCAACACAGCAGCAACAACAACAACAACAGGAACAAGAAGAGUUGCAAGAAGGAAUACAAAAAUUGAGGACAGGACCUAGAGUGAUACCAGGAGAUACAAUAGUAAGAAGGUUGAUGAGAGAACGUGCUUCUGAGAGUAAAGAUUUGAUCCCCAUUGCCAAAACCAAAAAACUUUUUGAAAGUUAUAUCGGCAUGGACAAGCAUGUGGGAGGGCCAGCGGCUCAUUAUAGUAGAAUUACGAGUCUUUACUUUGAUACCAUCUGCCAUACUUUGAAACGAUACAAAGAGAACCAGGACGAAGAUCAAGAUACUGUUACAGAAAAAGACGUCAUUUUCCUCAUGCAACAGCAAGGUCUCAUCAAUGAAAAAACGUCCUUUGAAUCCUUGAUACACAAAUUACCAAGAGAAUAUUCAGAACUCGUAUCUCAGUCAGCAUUAGCCUACAAUGAAUUAUACCCUCCAUCUUUAGUAUCUGAUUAUGGAUCUGUUACGAGUGAAGGUGCCAGCAGUAGUAGCAGCAGUAAUCGUCGUGGCGCUAGAAGUAGGAAUAGUGACAGUGGCUAUAUUGACGAUAGUGAUUCAAACUAUAUAUCAGAGAAUGGGGUAGAUGAGGAUGAUUAA